GCAGCUGUGUGCUUUGAGUGCUUCGUGUGUGUUCAGUUAAGUGGCUCUACGUGUUGUAACGGCGCGUUGUACGCGUGUGUUUGUUUGUUUGUACGUACGACCGGAGGAUACUAGUGGCAACAACUGCAGCGUCGAGUAUAAAGGCAGUUUUCUGGACAUAGAUAGACUUAGCUUAGAUUCACACAAGAUUCCCCGUUGCAAUAGCCACCAGGUUAUAAUAGCAUUCAUGGCCCCCAAAGGUUAAAGUAGUGAAAAAAAAUUGACUAAGCCAAUUAUGCAGAGUCAUUUAAAACAAUUUCUUUCUGAACUUGUGCCCUCUUUUUGCUAACCAAGGAGGCGCAGAGAGACUGUAAGCCAACCGCGAUAAAAACGGAUAUCACUUCACUCGUUGGGCAAGCAGCCAACAGGCAAUCAGCCACUGCGACUUGGCUGGCAUUUAACACAAUCAUUAAAUAAUAACUUGCUGGCAUUUCCUUUUGCAUUUCAUGCACCCCUCAUUCCCCGCUCUACACAUUUCAUUUUUGCAAUUAUGCCAGCUGGACAUUUGAACGCAUAAUGCUGCGGAGAACACUUGUUAAUGAGGCCUGAGCCUAGUAAUUAAAGAACGCUGUCUAACUAAAAAUGUGCUAUAAUAUAGAGUGUAUAGAAAAGUGUAAACUGCAUAAGUAAAUCGAUGUGCGCGCAUGUGUUGCGAUGGCUAGGGCAGCACGCAGCUUCCGCGCGAUUGCAUACGGGACACAAAUAAUUUCACUCGCCACUGUGAGUCGACCAAAAUAGACGUGCGCUAGGUUUUAAGAGUGUGCGUGCGUGUGUGCGUGUCGCGAUGGGUGAACGCAUAGCAGCAGCAGCGGCGACGGCCGUCGGUGCACGUCAUUCGCGCAUCAGUCCAACACCGGGCCGUGGCAGUAAGGUCGCCUAUACGCUGUGUCCGCGCAUGGAGCCGCCGGAUGAGAAGGCGGCGUUGCAGGUGCAGCGGCGCACCUCGGCAGCGAAGGCGCCGCCAAAUUGUGUGGCCAUACCGAUGUCAUCCAUACAAACUAACACAAAAGUUGGUUACGACAAUGCGGCCGGCACAUCGGCUGCAGUGCGCUCGGAACCGAUUUCAUUGUCAGCGCUGGAUCGCGAUUGCUUUAUUAUACCGGUACACAGUGUCGAUCGUUUUUUGCCAGCCGGCAUACCGCUACCCGCCCCCUCAGCUGAUGGUAAAACCAAUAGCCCACUCAGCAUACUAGAGGUCUCCGAUCCGAAAUUAUGCAUACUCGUACAUUUGAUGAGUCCUUUGGAACCGAUUGAUCCAAUGCUGGAGUCACCGCUGUCACAUCCAUUGUUGAAACAACGCGCCGUUGCGGCCGAGCUCGUCUCCGAGGUGCAGCAGGCGAAUACGGCGGUGGGUGGCAUGCUACUGGCCAAUAUGGAGAAGAAUGCGGAUUUUCCAUUUAUAUCGUACUAUUUAAUCAAUACUACACAAACGGAUCCAUCGCACUUUUACUCGGGCAUACGCGUCUCAUCACUAUCGAAAUUCGAGCCGAAAUCACUAAAAUAUACUGCCGCUCAUACCUUGGACUUGUACAGCGAAGUGGCUGCCAUUUGCCGUCCGCCAUUGGUAUUGGCACCCAAUGAAAGUGGUAGCUUCAAGAAGACACAGACACCAGCAACAGGCUACAUAAUCAGCGUGUUUAAGGUUUUUGAAGGCGAUGACGGUGAACGUUUUGAGAAGAAUUGGCUGUACUGGACGGGAGCGCGUAUGCUAUAUCGUUAUUUGCCACGCGCCGCUGGUCUACGUCGUAUUGCUCUACAUAAGAGCACCUCGCAGCGUGGCGAUAAAAUGUAUUUGUUGGUUUGCGAGUGUGCUGACUUGCUCAAGGAUAUCUCUUCUGCUGCCUUCUUGAUACCCGCACUGCGAGCGCGCCUCUGCGGCUACACGGGACUUUACAAGCCAAUACAAGUGUUCUAAGGUUAUGAGAAAACAUAAAAAAUCAACAACAACAAUUGUCAAUAAAAAAGCAAAAUCUAAGUAGGAAAACAAGAAAUGUAUAUCGACAUAUAUACAUACAUACACAUGUGUGAUAACUUUAAAUUAAGACAAAAGAAGAAUCCAAAUUGAAAAUUCGAAGAAAAUAAAAAUGAAAGAAAAAAAAUCAAAAAAACUGUUGCUUUAAAUUGAAAAUUAUUAUUUAUUUAUAGACCACAGAUUUAAUUAAGCAAAAAGUACUAGAAAUAUGAACAUGUGGCAAGCUCAAAAUUUUAGUAGUUUGUAAAAUUGUUGAAAAGCGCAAUAAAAAAAUAAAACUUUUAGUAUGAAUAAAAUUAAAAAUUAAAAUAAUUAAAAACUUAGUCCAAUAAUCGGAAAAGAAAUAACGUUUUUGAACAAUCAGCUCUUAGAAUGAAAAGAUAUGGCAAUAAAGUUGGUACAAUUUUCGCAAGCGAAUGAAUAUUUAGCAAAUAAAAAACAGCAGACGAACACAUGCAUAUACACAUACAUACUUAUAUGUAUAUAUGAUUAUGAUUAUGACGCAUAUGCAUCUAACUAUUUUUGAAACUACGUAACUGCGUAAUUCUAAAGAAAUUU
Messenger RNA from Bactrocera tryoni, 2569 nucleotides. RefSeq lists its product as uncharacterized. The record is from RefSeq and is a predicted model, not a curated record. Lineage: Eukaryota; Metazoa; Arthropoda; Insecta; Diptera; Tephritidae. The transcript has 8 exons. The coding region runs from base 824 to 1954 and encodes 376 amino acids.